AUUAAGCCAAAGUUUGGGCUAAGAAUUGAAGCAAGGUUUCACACUCCCAUAGGCUCCUCCCCAUGGGAACUUUAGAGUUGACCAACAUCACCACCGCCAGCUCCGAUCACAGCUCAAAACUACAAUGUCCUGAAGAUUUCGUUGAAGAUGAGUCCCCCAUCGAGGAAGUCCGGCUAACCGUGACCAACACCGACGACCCUACCCUACCCGUAUGGACCUUCCGGAUGUGGUUCUUGGGCCUACUCUCGUGCGCCCUCCUCUCUUUUCUAAAUCAGUUCUUCGCUUACAGGACGGAGCCCCUCCUCAUAACCCAGAUUACGGUCCAAGUCGCCACCCUCCCAAUAGGCCAUUUUCUGGCGGCAGUCUUGCCGGAGACUAAGUUCCGGUUUGGGGGCCGGGUGUUCUCCCUGAACCCAGGCCCGUUUAACAUGAAGGAGCAUGUGCUGAUAUCCAUAUUUGCGAAUGCUGGAAGUGCAUUCGGAAACGGGUCGGCUUAUGCGGUUGGCAUUGUUACAAUCGUGAAAGCGUUUUACCGAAGGAACAUAUCGUUCUUGGCUGGUUGGUUGCUUAUUAUCACCACUCAGGUGUUGGGGUAUGGAUGGGCCGGGCUGCUGAGGAAGUACGUAAUAGAGCCGGCCCACAUGUGGUGGCCCGGCACUCUCGUCCAGGUUUCCCUCUUCCGGGCUUUGCAUGAAAAAGAUGACCAACGCAUGUCGAGGGCUAAGUUUUUCCUGAUUGCACUAAUUUGCAGCUUUUCUUGGUAUCUAGUACCAGGGUACCUAUUCCCAACUCUCACAAGCAUCUCAUGGGUCUGUUGGACAUUCUCCAAGUCAGUCACAGCACAGCAGAUUGGAUCAGGGCUAAGAGGCCUUGGCCUUGGAGCCUUGACAUUAGAUUGGACUGUCGUGGCAUCAUUCUUGCUCAGCCCCCUCAUAUGUCCCUUCUUUGCCAUAAUGAAUGUCUUAGCGGGUUAUGCACUGAUAAUCUACCUAGUACUCCCUAUAGCUUACUGGGGGUUUGACUUAUACGGUGCUCGAAAAUUUCCCAUUUUCUCCUCGCACUUGUUCACAGCUCAAGGUCAGAAGUACAACAUAUCUGCAAUUGUAAAUGACAAGUUCGAGUUGGAUCUGAAGAAGUAUGAAGAGCAAGGCCGAAUACAUCUCAGCAUGUUCUUUGCCCUCACAUAUGGUUUUGGUUUUGCAACUAUUGCAGCCACUCUAACACAUGUGGGUUGCUUCUAUGGCAGGGAAAUCUAUGCAAGAUUCCGUGCUUCAUACAAGGAAAAGGAGGACGUUCAUACAAGACUCAUGCGGAGAUACAAGGACAUACCUUCCUGGUGGUUUUAUAUAUUACUAGGAGUGACACUUGCAGCUUCUCUAAUACUCUGCAUCUUCUUGAACAAACAAGUGCAGAUGCCAUGGUGGGGACUCGUCUUUGCUAGUGCCAUUGCUUUUAUCUUCCCCCUUCCGAUCAGCAUCAUUACAGCCACAACGAACCAGACUCCGGGCUUGAAUAUAAUCACAGAGUAUGUUAUGGGUAUCAUAUACCCAGGAAAGCCAAUUGCAAAUGUCUGCUUCAAAACUUAUGGCUAUAUGAGCAUGUCCCAGGCUGUCUCUUUCCUCAGUGAUUUCAAGCUGGGCCACUACAUGAAGAUCCCUCCCAGGUCUAUGUUUAUAGUUCAGUUCUUAGGAACAAUUAUAGCUGGAACUGUCAACAUUGCUGUGGCUUGGUGGCUGCUUACAUCUAUUACAAACAUAUGCCAAGAUGACCUCCUUCCACCAGACAGUCCAUGGACAUGCCCUGGAGACCGAGUCUUCUUUGAUGCAUCAGUCAUAUGGGGUUUAGUGGGACCAAAAAGAAUAUUCGGAAGUCUUGGAAAUUAUAGUUCCAUGAAUUGGUUUUUUCUUGGAGGUGCAUUAGGACCUGUCCUUGUUUGGCUCUUCCACAAGGCAUUUCCGAAACAAUCUUGGAUUCCUUUAAUUAAUCUGCCUGUCCUUCUAGGGGCCACAGGUAUUAUGCCACCAGCAACGCCACUAAAUUACAAUGCCUGGAUCAUAAUCGGUACAAUUUUCAACUUCUUUGUCUUCCGUUAUCGCAAAAGUUGGUGGCAAAGGUACAACUACAUUCUUUCAGCAGCUCUAGAUGCAGGAGUAGCUUUCAUGGCAGUGGCACUCUAUUUCUCAUUGGGCAUGGAGAACAAAGAAAUACAUUGGUGGGGUACAAGUGGCGAACACUGCAAGCUGGCAACUUGCCCAACUGCUAAAGGCAUACAAGUUGAUGGCUGUCCAGUAUACUAAUGUAAUUAUGCUUAGCAUUUUAACUAUUUGGUCUAAAGAAUGACUUUUCUUCCCCUGGAUUUUGUAAGUAUUCUCAAGAUUUACACUACUUUCAAGGAUGGCAUUUAUCAGUC
Molecule: messenger RNA, 2410 nt
Organism: Sesamum indicum (sesame)
Lineage: Eukaryota; Viridiplantae; Streptophyta; Magnoliopsida; Lamiales; Pedaliaceae
Gene: OPT4
Product: oligopeptide transporter 4
Biological process (GO): transmembrane transport
Molecular function (GO): oligopeptide transmembrane transporter activity
Source: RefSeq, a predicted model, not a curated record